AUGCAAAGAUCACAAGAUCCCCUCUCCCAAAGAGCCCUCUUCGUAAAGAACCUCAAUUUCCAAAUCACCGGCCCAGACCUGUACGACCUCUUUGGCAAAUACGGUCCCAUCCGCCAGAUCCGACUCGGUACCGACGGCAAAGAACUCAAGACGAAGGGUACGGCGUAUGUGGUGUAUGAGUCGCCGGACGAUGCCAAGGAGGCUAUCACGGCGUUGAAUGGUUUCCAUUUGAUGGAGAGGUAUAUUGUUGUGCUCUAUCACCAACCGUCAAAACAACAGGCUACAGCACUCGCCAAGGCAGAGCUGCACGCGAGAGAAGUCGCCCUGGCGCAGGAGAAGCAGCGGUUGGGUAUGAAGGACGAAGAAUGA
Cryptococcus wingfieldii CBS 7118 is the source of this 369-nucleotide messenger RNA. RefSeq names its product pre-mRNA branch site protein p14. Lineage: Eukaryota; Fungi; Basidiomycota; Tremellomycetes; Tremellales; Cryptococcaceae. Gene Ontology annotation, molecular function: RNA binding. Bases 1 to 369 code for a protein of 122 amino acids. The transcript has 3 exons. The record is from RefSeq and is a predicted model, not a curated record.